Messenger RNA from Colossoma macropomum (tambaqui), 5124 nucleotides. RefSeq names its product PHD finger protein 20 like 1 (gene phf20l1). The record is from RefSeq and is a predicted model, not a curated record. The transcript is spliced from 24 exons. Bases 178 to 3519 code for a protein of 1113 amino acids. Gene Ontology annotation, cellular component: NSL complex. Gene Ontology annotation, biological process: regulation of transcription by RNA polymerase II. NCBI's taxonomy places the organism in Eukaryota, Metazoa, Chordata, Actinopteri, Characiformes, Serrasalmidae.
GCUCACGUGACCUGUGCGUGUGACGCGGACUCUGCGGUCGCUCCUGUUAAAAUGUCUCUGAACUGAAGAAUGAGCAGAAAGCACAUUAGGAACUAAAUAGCUAAAGCUCUCAAUGAAUUGGCAAAGGCUAAGGGAAGUUUUGUGUCUUGAGAAAGACCUUAACAUAUCUUCUUGAAGAUGAGCAAGAAACCCCCUAAUCGACCUGGGAUCACUUUUGAGGUUGGAGCCAGAGUGGAAGCUCAGGACUAUCUUCAAAAAUGGUAUCCUUCACGUAUUGAGAAGAUUGAUUACGAUGAAGGGAAGAUGCUUGUCCAUUUUGACCGCUGGAGCCAUCGAUAUGAUGAGUGGAUUUUGUGGGAUAGCAGUAGACUACGUCCUCUAGAGAGACCAGCACUCCGUAAAGAGGGACUCAAAGAAGAGGAAGACGUGUCUGAGAGACUCGGCGAGAUGAGAGCAUCUCGCCUGCGUGAGCUUCCUGGAUGUACAGAGAGCACAGAGGACCUAACAGACUUGCCACAGCAGAGACAAGAAUUGAAGAAUGGUGAGGAAGUUCUUGCCCGAUGGACUGAUUGUCGUUACUACCCUGCCAAGAUUGAAAGUGUCAACAAAGAGGGAACCUACACAGUUCAGUUUUAUGAUGGGGUUGUUCGCUGUGUGAAAAGAAUUCAUAUCAAAUCUAUGCCAGAGGACGCCAAAGGACAACAGGAUUGGAUUGCCCUUGUGAAGGCAGCCUCAGCUGCUGCCAAGAGUAAAGGAGGGUGUAGGCCUCGCACUAGUGCCAACAGCAACAAAGACAGAGAGGACAGAACAGAGCUCAGGUUUGAUGAGCUUGAAGAUGAGGAGGAUAACGACGCAGAUUCUGACAGACUCGCCUCUUCUGAUGAAGAAGACUGUAAGCCUUCCCCUGAAGAGCUUGAGAUGGCUAAAACAAAAAGAAGAAGAAGCAGACAAGGCAGUUUCUGUAAUGUGAAAAGAGCUCGCCUCAACAAAGUGGCAGGAUGCUCCAAAAAUGAGAGUGACAGCAAAGAAGACCUUCCAAUAUCUUCACAACAGAUUUCCUCACAGAGAGGUCCUCCAGCCAGUACCAGCCCAGGGGAGGAGGCAGCGCUGUCUGUUGUUGCCCAAAGGCACCCGGUGCCUCUCUCCAGCACCUCCCCAGGUACAUCUCGGUCCAGGAGACUGAAACAUGAUUCUGGAGAGUCCACCAUCAGCAGCACAAGUACAGCAGCAGAGCCCAACCCCUCACCCAGCUCUGUUCACACCCUCCCAGAUACGCAAACAGCCACUCCAAGCUCUCCUCAGAGACGGAGAAGAUCUCAACGCCUAGCAACAACCGUUGACCCAACCUUCCCCCCUUCACCACUUAACCGGGAUUCCACCCACAACCCACCCCCGACAGACAACACUCAGAGAGCAGAUGAUGGUGAUAGCUGCAUGGUGACUGCUGAAUCAACUUUAAACAAGCCAAGUACAGCAUCUCCCACCGUACAUACCCCCUCAGUUUCUGCCCCUGCAACUGCUCAGUCUCCAGUUACUGAGAAGGAAAAGAUGACUGACAUGUUGCUAAUAAAUCAUACGUCAGUAGGAGAGAAAUCUUCACCUGUUGUAACAGCUGCUGGUUUAAAAACUGCCUCCAGGACCCCUAAAGCCAACAAACACACCAGGGAGCCAAUUAUAAAUACCAAACGAUCUGAUGACCCCACAUCUUCCAAUGAACCUUUGGUUGACCUGGACCACAAUAAGUUCAAGUGUCAAAUUCCUGGCUGUUCUAAAGCCUUCCGGAAAGCCAAGCUACUGGACUACCAUCUGAAGUAUUACCACAAUACCGAUAAGGAGCUGGAGAGUGAAGUGUGCUCACCUGAGAGAGGUGGUCGCACAAGGGCCACAUCUGCCUCUGUACCCACCAGCACCCUAGUGGAGAUACCAGACAACAAGAGGCGCAGAACAGUCUCAACUUCCUCCUCUCUGUCUCCACAAGGCCACAUGCUAUCGCUGGACUGUGCUGGUUCCUGCCCAAAGCCACCCAAGUUCUGUAAAAAGAAGCGAUCAUCUGCCUCUGUGAGCUCAGAUAGCACUGAAGUUUCACUGCCUCCUCCUUCUAAAGAGAAGACAUUUGAGAACUUCCAUGACAAGAUCCUCAAGAAGGUCAUUGAUAAGGACAAGCACCUGGAUGCAGGACUGUGUAUAAAGACUGAGAGGAAAUUCAAAAUAGAAGAUAAAUGCCAGCUCAUUGGAAAAAAGAGGGAUAAAGAACGCAGAGACCGAAAAGAAAAAGACCCUUUCAAAAUUAAACAGAAGAAAAAGAAGAAGAAAAAGAAGAAAUCUAAGCAGCACUGUUACUCUGACAUGGAAGAGGUUUCUUUGUCCUACUUGGAGAGAUCACCUUAUCCUAUUCAUCGCUCUUCCUCUAACUCCUUCUCUAAACACUCAGCCUUCCAGUACCCCCGUGCCAUACUGUCAGUUGAUCUCACUGGGGAGAACCUGUCGGACAUAGACUUCUUGGAGGACUCAACUACAGAGUCCCUGCUGUUCAGUGGAGAUGAGUACAACCAGGAUCUGGACUCUCUCACCAUGGAGGACUUUCAGGAUGAAGAGAUUGAGUCUACUAAUGAGAUUGUCCGCUGUAUCUGUGAAAUGGAUGAAGAGAAUGGCUUCAUGAUUCAGUGUGAAGAGUGCAUGUGCUGGCAGCACAGUGUUUGUAUGGGGCUGCUUGAGGACAGCAUCCCUGAACAAUAUAUAUGUUACAUCUGCCGAGACCCACCAGGGCAGAGAUGGAGUGCCAAAUAUCGUCAUGAUAAAGACUGGCUAUAUAAGGGUCAUAUGUAUGGCUUGUCCUUCCUGACGGAAAACUACUCGCAUCAAAAUGCCAAGAAGAUUGUCUCUACCCAUCAGUUAUUGGCUGAUGUUUACAGUGUUAAAAAGGUGCUUCAUGGUCUACAGCUCAAGAUGGACAUCUUACAGAACAAACACAAUCCCAGUUUGCACUUGUGGGCUCGUUCCUGGGUGAACUCUGACGAGGACCAGCCUAUGGGUGGAGUUCCAGACUGUAUCCUGUUUCAGGAGCACUUCAAUCAGAACUCAAACACUGACACCUACAUCACCAGCGAGCACAGCUACCAGAAGCCUUCUGGCACAGGCCACCAACACACACAUGAGCAGGGGUCCCAGACUCCCUCUCAGACACUCUUGUUUGUACCAAAGGAGGAGGAGGUGAGUAGUGCUAUUUCACUUUCUGGCUGUGUGAGGGAGAGCAGCUCGGGACAGGUAGAGCAGGCUAGAAACUGUCUGCAGUGGCAGAUGAACCUGCUCACACACAUAGAGGAUGUUCAGAACCAGCUGGCUGGCCGGAUGGAUCUCAUUGAGAAAGAGCUGGACGUGUUGGAGAGCUGGUUGGAUUUCACUGGAGAGUUGGAGCCUCCGGAUCCUCUGGCCAGACUGCCUCAGCUCAAGUGCCGAAUCAGACAGCUGCUUACGGACUUGGGAAAAGUGCAACAGAUGAGCACACUGUGCUCUGUGUAAGCAUGCUCAUAGAAGCAAGGUGAACUUGUAAGGGCUCUGUGUGUGCUUGUCUGGUCCUUUGGACACAACAGCACAUACAUGCAGAACCUAAAACAUGCUGCAUACUGUUAAAGAGAGACAGUCCAUGGCAUGUAGUCUCCACUGAGCAGUAGCAGUUACAAGACAAAGAAAGAGCUGUGCUCUCGGGACUUGCAGACUGUGGGCAAAAAGUGUGUUCUGUUACAGUUUCAACGAAGGAUGAAGUGACGUCAUCUGUACAGUUGAACACAGUGAGUCCACUUGUUUGCAAUUAGCAGAGUCUGAGUAACUAUACAUUAGCAUAGGGUGUUCCCUUUCGUCCCUGUUAGAAAUGCUCAUUAUAAUAAAGUUAAUUUCACAAUAUAGCACAAAGAAAAUGUGCUAUAACAAAGGAGGAUUUGGAAAGAUCACUCUGAAGAACUCUUUGUCCAAGAAAGAGACUCAUGAAAUAAUAUUUCUGGUUUUAAGUAAUACUGAGUUAGUGUUAUUUGAAUGCGUUUAAAGACAUUUCUUUUCACCUGUCCACUGUAUGUAUGAAUUCCAAAAAGAAAAAAAAUCCAUUCAGUUCUUAUUUGGACCACAUUAGACUCAGUAGUGGAAAAAAAAGACAUCAGAUAAAGACAUAUUAAAGUAUCUGUAUUCAUUUAUUGCAACAAUAUAAUAAAACAACUUAAUUACAUGAAUGAUAAUUUCUAAAAACACCAGGUACAUGUCUUUGAGGCAACGUCUUGGGGCCUGAUUAUUCUCGACUGAAAAACCUUUUAGGGUUGGUUUCCUAGACAUGGAUUAAAUCUAGUCCUGGACUUCACAGAAGUGUGAAUGAAGCUUCUCUGUUGGAGGGAAAAUGUUGGAUUAGGUUUAAUCCAUGUCUGGUAAUCGGACCCUUAAUGUUUAAGACCCAUCUUAAUCUGGGUCCAGCAGACCAACCCCUAAACAGGGAUUAAAUUUUGUUGGUUAUUAAGGUACAGUGUACCAGUGGAUAACCUUUGCAGAAAGUGAUCUAGUCUUAUGUUUUGGAUCAGUCUCUGCUGUACUUGUUGUAAAGGGCCCCUGACAGUUGACUCACAUUUAAGCAGUACUCAGUUUUCAAAUAGGAGGCAUCUAUAAUUUUCACUGUUAGUUUGGCUCUCUGCAGAACUUGUUGACACUCUAAUCAGAAUCAGCCAUUUUAACAGUGAAUUUCUACCCAGGCAGCUGGUCCAGGAUAGGUGACUACACAGCAUCUUGCUAUCCAUUAUAGUCUCAUUAUCCAGCUUUUGUGUCAGUUUGUUAUUUUGAGUGUCCUCAGCACAGCAAGCUGUUCUGAAGCUGGGUGUAAAUGUGUUUUUUAAGCAGAUUAGUUCAGUUUUUUGGGGGGAGAAAUGUAUAUACUAUUUGUAUGUACUGUAAAGAUGCGGAAAGAGAAACUAAGGUAUAGUAGGACUAUAUACUUGAAAUGUCUGUUUAUUCAACAUUUAUAUCAAUCUGUAUAAAGGUGUUUAGAACUGAAGUUGAUUUUGAUGAGAUACCAGCUGUACAUUAAAGAGUUUAUUUAAAAACUUGAUGCAAUUAACUUUAUGUACUUCAAUAAAGGAUAUUCUGACUAUU